AUGAAUUCGCAGCGUGGUUCGUCAAGACGCGGUCGUGGGACUUCGUCCAGCCAUGGUCGUGGCAUCUCGUCUUCCUCUAGCGGUGUUCGACGUGGACGCGGCCGCGGUCGUGGAUCAUACUACAAUCGCUCCAACGCUGCAACCUCUCGCAAUUCAUCUUUUCGUGCACUGCGACAACCCUCAAUCACUCCUUCGACUGCUUCGAGACUGACGACUCCGAAUCCAUCAAACAACUCCCGACAAGCUUCGUCUGCGCCCAGUGUGGUACACGGACAAGUCCCAGCUUCAAUCGCCAACUCUCAACCCCAAGACAACUUCGAUGACGCUGCUAGUGAUGAGGCCCUCGAUGAAAUCGUUAUGGCAGUUGACAUGAAACCUCACGGUACCGUCGGUUGUGCAUACUACGUUGCUGCACAAGAGAAGUUGUACUUCAUGGAAGACAUUGAGCUGGGUGGUCCAGACAUUAUCGAAGCUCUCAAAACGUUCAUCGACCCUACCAUAAUACUUGUAUCGUCUAAACUUGACGACACAGUGCUGGAUAAGCUUGACCCAGAGCGGAGGAAUAUAGGCGAUGGGGACAGUACAGCAUAUGGCAUACCUGCUUUGUGCUCGCCCCGCCCUGUGUCUGAGUUUUCUUACGACUCAGCCAAAAGUAGGCUUGUCAAUCUUAAGCUCGGUUACGAAGAUGGACCCAGAAUUACCUUUAUGACGCCUGGAGAUUUUACUGCUGAGAGUAAUGAAGACCAUAUGACUGGGGAUACUGCUGUCGAGAUUUAUCAAGGACAGUUGCUGAGACUGGCUGGCUGGAUUGAUGUCGAGAGCCGAGUGACAGUUGGCUGUGCUGGUGCAGUCCUUGCAUACAUACAUCGUAAGCGAGCAGCGACCUUCUUGCCUGGAGACAUGGCUGCUCAAGCAAUGCACCGCAUCUCGACGAUCGAGAUGUUUACUCUUGCUGGCUCUAUGUAA
Messenger RNA from Aureobasidium vineae, 966 nucleotides. Lineage: Eukaryota; Fungi; Ascomycota; Dothideomycetes; Dothideales; Saccotheciaceae. The record is from the annotation of a GenBank genome assembly.